UGGGCUUUGCGUGUCGGGUUGUGAAAAAGCGGCCUUGUUGCUCUCCGUGUUUUAUGACACGACUUCAGCUCUGGGUCUUGUUUCAGGGAGGGAAGACUUCAUGCAUCCCCACAUCGUUUUCUGUCUUUCCUCCUUCCCAUCCUCAACCUGCAGCGUCAUUCUAAAUAUGGAAAAAAGCUAAUUUUUACAACAGCGGCUGGAAGAUACUGUGAAGAACAAUGGAAAAUAAAAGGCAAAGAGCCCGAGUGCAGGGUGGCUGGGCCGGACCAGUUAAUAACAGAGCAGCCUCUUGUGCAGCUUCUGGAGUUUCGGGUGCCAGGAACCAACCCUCUGCAAGCGCUGCACAGUCUUGGGUGAGAAGAGAGGAGAAGUUUCCAUCUGAAAGACAAUUUGUUUUUAAAGCACCAGAAGAGGUGGUGCGCAAAGCCCCAGAGCCCAAAAGAAUAGAGAAGCAAGGUGUAUAUGAGAUCAGCACAUUGCCAUCAGGAAUAUCUCGGAUUCAUUUGAUUCCUGGCUUCAUUGACUUAAAUGAAGCAGACUGGAUGUUUGAACAGCUCCUCCAAGAGAUCCCCUGGAGACAGAGAGCUCACAUCAGGCAGGAUCUGUCUUAUGAUGAACCCAGACUCACAGCAUGGUAUGGUGAACUUCCAUACACUUACUCCAGGUUAACAAUGAAGGCAAACCCUGACUGGCACCCACUAUUGACCAUGCUGAAGGAUCGCAUUGAAGAUUUCACUAAACACUCCUUCAACAGUCUUCUCUGCAACCUGUAUCGAAAUGAGAAGGACAGUGUUGACUGGCACAGUGAUGACGAGCCUGCGCUGGGAAGAAACCCUGUCAUUGCCUCUCUCAGUUUUGGUGCCACCCGGAUGUUUGAGAUGAGGAAGAAACCUUUGCCUUAUAGGUUCACAGAAAGCUGCCUUGUGCCUACACUGACGAUCAGUAAUUCUCCAGGUUUGCAGGCAGAUGUCUUUUCCAGCCCUUCCUGGAGAUGCCACAGUUUGAGCCUGGGAUCUUUGCCAUGCCAGGAAGAGAACAAUGACUAUACUUAUGGACAAAUAGUUCAUAUACCAGUGGAUCAUGGGACUUUGCUAAUGAUGGAAGGAGCUACUCAGGAAGACUGGCAGCAUCGCAUACCCAAGGACUAUCACUCCAGAGAAGCACGUGUAAAUCUGACAUUUAGGACAAUGUAUUCAGACUCUGAAGCAAUGCGUGCAUGAAUGAAAUAUUCUGUGGUACUGUACUCUUGCUGUGAGCCCAGAGAGUAAUGCUGGUUUGGGUGAGACAGCCUGAUUUGAGUUCAGUGUUAUGCUGCCAAUUUUUGAAGGAGAGAAGAAAAAGCUGCUGAAAAGAGAGUGUGUAACAGUUGCAAGUUCCCAGGGAUGAGUGAUGCCUUUUUCCUAGUACUGUUUGCUAAUGUGUAGUAGGUGGUGGUGGUAAGCUAUCUUGUUUUGUUGAAAAACAAUUUUCCCUGUAGAGCAUUAAUUUUAGUAUGACUGUUUUGAAUCAAAGAUCUGAGGUUUUGCUAGUCUGCAAACACCACCUUUAACAAGUUUUCCCCCAGGCAAGCUGUCUCCCAAAACCCCAAAGUGUAGAUGAGGAAGACAGUCACUGUAUAAAGAACUGGCUUUCCUGAGGCCACACAGUACACCUGUAAUAGAUUUUAGAAAUGGUAUCAUCUUCAGAGCCCCGUGCUAUGCACACCGGUGCUCUCCACAUUGUUAAUCAGUACAUUCUUGAACAAUUUCUAUGACACUUGUCAAAACUAUCUCAAAUGUAUUCUUCUCAAAUCUGGUGCCUAAAGCAAGUAGCCUAUUUUUCUUAAACAGAAUCCCUAGUAGGAUGUUGGGGGGGAAGAAGCUUCCUGUUUACAAAAUAAAUUUAACCCUUUCUUCAAGUGGCAGUGGUUCCCCACGAUUUUGGAGAGGGGCUUCUCCCAGCCCUGCUCCCAGGCAUAGUUUAAUUAGAGAUGCAGAGAUUGAACUUGGAAGCAAGGAUUCUGGCCAUGCCUUUUUAAGCUACUGAGUACUCCCCUGCUCUAGCCUGGUGCAAAAGGGAGAGACAGGUUUAACGUGAAGCUGUGGGCACAAGUACCAACCACUGCCACAUACCAGUGAUCUUUAUAGUCUCAGUCCUGCAUGUAUGGAGUGCUUGUAGAGCUCUAGUUAUAUACCUCUUUUCCUUGUCAAGCUAUUACUGCACUAAUAUUAAUAUUGUUAUUCAUAAUAAUAAUUUGAUUUCUUACAUGUCCUUCACCCUAAGGUCCCAGCAGGGGUUACAAGAAUCAACUGGAGUGCUCAAAUGCUUUUUCUUACUUGCUUGUGGCUUAAUUGUUAACAGUCUUAUGUCCUUCAGCUGUGCAGUAGACAUGCCCAAAUACCAUCAAGAAUAACCAUUGAAUCAGCAA
Rhineura floridana is the source of this 2407-nucleotide messenger RNA. It is a transcript of the gene ALKBH3, whose product is annotated as alkB homolog 3, alpha-ketoglutarate dependent dioxygenase. Gene Ontology annotation, cellular component: nucleus. Gene Ontology annotation, biological process: DNA alkylation repair; DNA repair. The record is from RefSeq and is a predicted model, not a curated record. Gene Ontology annotation, molecular function: dioxygenase activity. The transcript has 11 exons. Bases 219 to 1220 code for a protein of 333 amino acids. Lineage: Eukaryota; Metazoa; Chordata; Lepidosauria; Squamata; Rhineuridae.